Molecule: messenger RNA, 5709 nt
Organism: Pimephales promelas (fathead minnow)
Lineage: Eukaryota; Metazoa; Chordata; Actinopteri; Cypriniformes; Leuciscidae
Gene: ahr2
Product: aryl hydrocarbon receptor 2
Biological process (GO): regulation of transcription by RNA polymerase II; xenobiotic metabolic process; response to xenobiotic stimulus
Cellular component (GO): nucleus; aryl hydrocarbon receptor complex
Molecular function (GO): protein dimerization activity; nuclear receptor activity; transcription cis-regulatory region binding
Source: RefSeq, a predicted model, not a curated record
CAAAAAAGGAAGAAGGAAAAUUUGUUCAGCUCACGCCAUUGCAUUCGCCGUGUUGAGGAUGAAAACUUUCGGAAACUUUUCGCUUUCAUGUGAACCUGCUAUUGGUGUAAAGAACUGCCGCUGACAGGAAUUACAUCUGGACGGGAAAUAUUCGCCUCUUGUUUAUGUACAUGUGAGAGGAUUUACCUGAAUAACUCACUCUUUCAUCGAGUUAAAGGAAACUACGGGGAUUUUACAUGCUAGUCAUAUUUUAAACACUUCUCAGAUAGCCUACACCAGACAACCAUGUCGGGGGGUAUCGGUAUCUAUGCGGCCAAGAAACGGAAGAAGCCCGUUCAGAAAAUACCCAAACCACCACCACCCGAUGGUAUCAAAUCCAACCCCUCCAAAAGGCACAGAGACCGGCUGAACGGCGAAUUGGACAAGCUGACCAACCUUCUACCCUUCUCAGAAGACAUCCGUGCACGGCUGGACAAACUGUCAGUGCUUCGACUCAGUGUUGGAUACCUGAAAGUUAAGAGCUUCUUCAAUGCCACAGGCAAAAAGACAGGAGGAAAUGGAUGGCCGAGUGACCGGAUAGGGGCAUGUGGAGGAAAUGGACAGACAGCCACCAGUCUGGAUGGAGUCAGUUUCUCAGAGGGGGACCUGUUGUUGCAGGCCCUCAACGGCUUUGUUCUGGUUGUCACCGCGGAAGGUUACGUGUUUUACGCAUCACAGACUAUACAGGACUACCUGGGCUUCCAUCAGUCGGAUGUGGUCCACCAGAGUGUAUUUGAGCUCAUCCAUACAGAUGAUCGGGCAAUGUUCCGCAGACAACUGCACUUCGCUCUCAAUCCCACCUCGUGCGAUGGUAGCGAAGGAUCCGAUGCAAUGCAGAGCAGCAGUGACAUCACCAGAGACAUGGUAAACUACAACCCUCAACAGAUCCCUCCAGAAAACUCAUCUUUCCUGGAACGAAGCUUCUGCUGCCGAUUCCGGUGCCUCCUUGACAACUCGUCAGGCUUCUUGGCCCUGAACUUCCAGGGGAGGCUGAAAUAUCUCUAUGGGCAAAACCAAUUGGUGGAAGAUGGGACCUUGUCCCACCCUCAACUGGCCCUUUUUGCCAUAGCCACACCCCUCCAGCCACCCUCAAUCUUGGAAAUCAGAAGCAAGACUCUUCUUUUCCAAACCAAACACAAGCUGGACUUCACCCCCAUUGGUAUCGACACAAGAGGGAAGGUGGUUCUUGGCUACACUGAGAUUGAGCUGUGUAUGAGAGGCUCCGGUUAUCAGUUCAUUCACGCUGCUGACAUGAUGUACUGUGCUGACAACCAUGUCAGAAUGAUAAAGACAGGAGAAAGUGGUUUAACCGCCUUCAGACUUCUCUCAAAAUGGGGUACAUGGAUCUGGGUGCAGUCCAAUGCGAGGCUUAUUUAUAAAGGUGGAAGGCCAGACUUUAUAAUUGUUCGACAGAGAGCACUAACUAAUGAGGAGGGUGAGGAACACCUCAGUCAAAGGAAGUUGCAGCUACCCUUUAACUGCACCACUGGUGAGGGUGUCUUGUAUGAGACUGGCCCCACACUGGACAUCAUCAAUGGGAUUCAAAAUAAGAGCCCACCCCAGAAGAUAAACAAACCUCCGUCUCUGGACCCAGAUUCUAUUCUUGGCUCCAUGCUGAACCAAGAUCUUUCUGUCUACAACCAGAACAAUGAUCCCAAUUCACAGUUUAUGCUUGACAAGGCUUUCAGGGAUAGCCACGCCCUGCUCAAUGUCCCUGGGAACACCUGGCAGCCGUCAGCCACAAACACUGUAGCUGACAUAAAGGAGGAAGGUGUGGUAAAGGACAUGAUGGAAACCUUGCAACAUAUUAUCGGGGACACCACUUUUUGCGACAACCUUCAGGAUUUUGAUGUGGACAAAUUGGAGCUGAAGGAGUGGGAGAACACUCUUCUCAGAAUGAACUACAACAAUGAUAUGGAUCUUAACAAAAUCCUCACCAACGACAUCCUCUCCUAUGUCGAGGAUGCACUUUUCAAGGAAAGUGGUGUUCAAUUGCCUGGACAGCAGGACCAGGGGCUAUUUGUUGAGGUGCCGGAAUUACAGAAUAACGCAGCUGCUAACCAGGCAUUCAACUGCCAGGCAGGGAUGCUUGGUGGAUCCCAAGGUCCGGAUGGGUUCAUCGGAAUGAACAUCCAGGAUGGAGUGGAUGCCAGUAGCCCUGGAAGAGGGAUGGCCAAGCUCACCCAUAUGGGACCACAGAUUCUACCUGGUGACACUUUCGUCCAAUCAUUUGGACUAGACCAGGCAACCCAAAAUAUGCCCAGCAAUAAUAGCAUCAUGUUUAAUCCUUCUCUUGCCAUGCAGCGUAGUCAGCAGUCGAGCCAAGUCAGGCUUGGUCUGCAAGGUGCUGUGCAAGAGAAUGGAAUGGUGCCAUGUGGCGAGAGAAACCUACAGACUGGAAACCCGCCCCAUCCCAACGCAAUGACUCUCCCUCUUCAAAGCCCACUAUUGCAGGGCACUUCCACCCUGCCGAUAGGCUUCCAGAAUUCACUUCCCCAACAACCGUCAAUCAGUCAGAACCCUCAGUGGGUGUCCGACAGCAACAAUAUGGUGGAUAACCUGCUGAACUCUUGCGGCCGUAACGUGUCAGGUUCACAAGAUGCAGGACUGCACUCUGGCCCAACUACCCACUUACAAGGACAGUUUUCUCUUCACACUCAAAAUCCUGCCAAUCCGGGACUGCCUGCCUGGCAGAAAUCCCAGCCUACCCCUCCGCAGGUCCAUAAAUCGUUUUCCAGCGAGCAUCAGAAUAUAAUGGGCUUCAUCGGCCAAGUGAAAGAUGUCCAAAAAGACAUGCUUGGACAACUGUUGUCGCACACAAACCCACAAGGAUUUGGGUCUGGCCUCCUGCCCCAGACAACUGCAAAUGGCAUCUAUCCUCAGCAGACCUCCAACAGCUGCAUGUUCACAAGCACGCCUCAGCCCUCGGUGAAUGGGAUGCAGUAUGGUUCUGCCGAUCCAGUAUCUUCAAUGUCAUCCUGCCAGAGGGCUAAAAGUUUGAUAAACCAGAGUCCAACACAAGCAUCCUGUUAUUACCAGAGAGGUCCUAGCGAGGACACACCGGUCAUCCCACAGGAGGACACCAACAUCAGCCCCAUGGCCUGUCAAGUCCCACCUGGAUUAAUUCCAGAUAACAUACUUGCUCAGCAGUAUCUCUCCUGCAAUGGCCAGACACAGAUUCCAAACCGUCCACUUGACGAGAAAGGAUCAUACCUCUUUCUCUCAAUGGCCAACGGAACCAACUACUUUUCCGAGAACAACCAAAGCAAUUGCUGUGACUAUUAGUGGUAGAUCCCACCCAAUGCAGUGACUGACACAUCAACAGUGCAGCGCCUGUUUCUAGGGAAAAAAUGCACACAUAAAUACAGCGACUUGUUUGUCCCUUCGAGAGAGAUGCAUCCGCUUCUGAUGACACUCUGGGCUUAAAACCUACGAGACGUUACAGAACUUUAAAAGCAAUCUUCACCACACAUUUUUUCACACUUAUCUACUUAUUCACUUAUUCACACCCUCUCUGAUUAGAAAUAAGGAGUAAAAGAAAGUUCAUAUUUAUUUUUUAAAGCAUGUCCUUUCAUCCCUGAUUGGAUUUCUUUUUUUUCCCGCCAUUCUGGAGUGGGAUAAUGGCAAGGAGAGGUGUGUGAGCAAGUGUGUGUUUGUGUAUGUGUGUGCGCGAGGAAGCCUAGAGUUCAUUUGUGAAGUAUGCAGAAGGAAUGGAGCACCGUUUUAAUUACGGGGACAAGAUUCUGAGGUAAAGAAAAAACACCACCGAAAUCAAUAGUCCCGGAAAAUAUGUCCCCAUUUCUGCUACACAACACUUUUUCCAUUCAAGGAGUGAAAUUGAAACAGUACAAGAUACCCUCUUUAAUACCGUCUGCUCUUGCCACCCUUUUAUGCUUGCCUUAACCAUAUGUUUCAUGUGUAUUACAACAAUAUCUGAAUGUUAUUGCUUAUCAUUUAUGUGUUGUUUUUUUGUUUAAUAGUCGUCUUUUGUACUUUUGUAUGCAUAUAAUCGAAAUUAUGGAAAUACCAUUGAGCCAUUUUUCCCGCUUUUUUUUGCAGUAAUUUUGUAAUUUGCUGAUUACACUCUUGCUUACUAUUCACUUAUAUAGAAGAAUAAUAGUAAUUCUUCAAUCAUGUUGCGUGCCAUGAAUCACAGCAGCCAGCGUAUCCUGCCUCCAGAGGAAAGGUAAAAUAUAGUGUGAGAAAAGGAGAGUUUUGAGAAGAUGUCACAAUCUGGUCAUCAAGAAUGAUCCCAAACAUAGUCGGAAAAAGAUUUGACUAACUUUUACGGCCACAGUGAAAUUUGAUUGACUCGUCUAUAGUGUCGUUCUUUAGUCAUCUGUAGUGUCGUUCUUGGUCAAUCAGGAAAUGCAGCAGCAGGCAAAAAGUUUAGAACAAGCACAGUGUAGAGAAUUUGUUCAAAACCCAUUUCUAUGAAUCGCUCGUAAAACUAUUCCUGCGUGAAUUGUACGCAUAGAAUUAAAUGCAAUACACAACCAAAAUGUGUAACUGUAAUGUUUUGUGAAUUAGCCCCAAAGUUUGUAGACCACUUUGAGCCCUUUUUUUGAAGAAUUUAAAGCCAUUUGAUUCAGCAUUUUGAAUGUGUAAAUAUACCAAAACAUAUUUGUAUGAGAUAUCUCGUGACUUCGAGAAUUAUGACUGAUUGGUUUUAUUGGCUUUUAAAAAAAGGGUCGCUACCUACCUUUUGAAAAGGCUUUUUACAUUAAUUUUCUCAUAGAAACUUUUUGUCGACAGCUGUUGCUUCUGAGAUUUGUUCUUUUACCCUGCAGUAAGAACAGAAUAUAUAUAUAUAACCACAAACUCAUGCACCCGAAGCCUUUUCCUUUCAUCAUCUGAAAUGAGAACACAGUGUGCCUUAAUUUCUUUCUCCCUAAAGAAUAUUUCACUUAUUCCCUCCUGUUUUCCCUCUCUUUGGAUGAAAUGAUCGUGGCUUGCGGAGGAGGAAAGGAAUUGAAAUGGCAGCUAUAAUUGAAUCUGAGAAGCAACGUUUUUUAACAACUGGUUGUUGUUAGCAUGGACGGAAUCGACUAUGCUAGUUUGCUGAGUGUUGUACAUAGCCUCGCAGUUUAAGAGUUACAGGACACGCAUUUUGCCCGUUUGUCGUCUUAAGUGCCUUAAAACAGCUUUUGUUUUCUGAGAUUAGUGACUUGGUUUCGUUUGUAGGCCUAUUGAAAGCUAAAGUAGCUGGUUUUGAUGAAAUGUUAGGGCGUUCUGUGUUUUAUUGCUAGAUGUCUGAUGGUUAAAGGUGGAGUAGGUAGAAAUUUUCUAAAAAAAAACGUUCACAAAUUUGUUUACACUGUCUAUAUAUACCAAUGCAUAAUUAAAAUGUAAGUACUCUCUGAAAAAAAAGUAUACAAAUCGAGUGUCGUAGUCCUCUGAGUGCUGCAAUAAACACAGCUCAUUAUUUCAUUCUCUCCCACCCCUCCCGUCUGGGAUCCUUACAAAGCCACACCCCCAAAUCACAUGAACACGCACUGCCGAACCGCGCUCAGCUGUAGGACGCGUUUACCAGCUCCUCGAGCAAACGUUCGCGCACGUGGGCUGCUCUUAAGGCCAAUUUAUACUUCUGCGUAGGGUGCGCGCAGUAGGUGCGGCGUACCAUACGCACAGACGCAUAACAUACCGCGUACCCUUCGCUGUAGCCUGACG